This is a messenger RNA of Nematolebias whitei (Rio pearlfish), 1178 nucleotides long. RefSeq names its product UV-stimulated scaffold protein A (gene uvssa). Gene Ontology annotation, biological process: transcription-coupled nucleotide-excision repair; response to UV. Gene Ontology annotation, molecular function: RNA polymerase II complex binding. The record is from RefSeq and is a predicted model, not a curated record. Gene Ontology annotation, cellular component: chromosome. Lineage: Eukaryota; Metazoa; Chordata; Actinopteri; Cyprinodontiformes; Rivulidae.
AAGAAGAAGAAGAAGAAAUGUUGCUCUGUGCAGUAUUUGUUGCGAUUUGACAUUUUAAGGUCUAAACGAUAAAACAGUCGGUCUUUAACUUGUCUGUGUGUCAAUGAUGGAAAUGCCUCAGAGGCAGCGGCUUCAGCAAGUAGUGGAAGAACUGACUACAUCUGGACAGCCACAGCUGGACCAAAACAAGACCAGGGAGCUGAAAAACAUCUGCAGAACGUCCAAUGACUGCAUUGACCAGGUGUACCACUUACUGAUGACCCAGUUAAACCAGGACCACGCGGAGAUCCGACUGUCUGCCUUCCAGAUUGUCAGUGAGCUCUUUUCAAGAUCUCACCACUUCAGGACGCUACUGGUGGACAACUUCCAGGAAUUCUUGGAGUUGACAGUAGAGACGGAUGCAGAGCAGCCUCUCCCUCCUCCGAAGGAUGUAGCAAGGAAACUGAGAUCCCAGGCCAUUCAGGCCGUCCAGUCAUGGCACGCCUCUUAUGGUUCUGCGUAUAAGAAGCUGGCACUGGGUUACCACUUCCUCAAACAGGUUAAAAAGGUGGACUUUCAGGAUGCUGAGGCCAGAACCGUUACAGAGAGGAGGAGGCAGGAGGAGAGAGACCAGAAGAUGGAGAGGAUCUACAAAGCUAGAAUGGAGGCAGCAGCUAAAGAGAUGGAAGAGUCGGUCCAGGACAUCGAGGCUGCGCUCACACAAAUGGAGGCCUGCACCAGGCUGCUCUUCCCCGACUUUGGUCUAGCAGAUUUCCGGACAGCCAGCAACAGCUCCUCCGACUCCAGACCCUCAGAGGGAGAAGAGCCCUGCUGCAGCAAGACUCUCCUGGAGGACAGAAACCUUCAGGAGAAGACAGGAGGACUGAAGGAGGAGGAGAGCAGGAUCAACAAGAACAGGCUCAAAGGGGAGAAGGGAGGAGACGGAUGGAUGAGAGAGAGGAAGGAGGAGGAUAUGGACAGAGAGGCCAAAAAUUCUGAAGAUGGAAGGGCGGAGGAUAAAAGGUUUGAGCAGCAGGAGGAGAAAGGAAAGGAGGCCCAUGAGCGAGAGAAGAGUGGGAUGGAGAGGGAAGAGGAGAGCAGUGAUGAAGAAGAGGAGGAGGAGGCUGAUGAAGACUCGUUUAUCAGGAACUCUGGCCUCAUCUCUCACUCCUACAGCCUGGAUGUGAGCCUCAGUCCUG